Messenger RNA from Bombina bombina (fire-bellied toad), 3078 nucleotides. Its product is annotated as zinc finger protein 271-like. The transcript is spliced from 6 exons. The record is from RefSeq and is a predicted model, not a curated record. The coding region runs from base 1 to 2385 and encodes 794 amino acids. Gene Ontology annotation, molecular function: RNA polymerase II cis-regulatory region sequence-specific DNA binding; DNA-binding transcription factor activity, RNA polymerase II-specific. Gene Ontology annotation, biological process: regulation of transcription by RNA polymerase II. NCBI's taxonomy places the organism in Eukaryota, Metazoa, Chordata, Amphibia, Anura, Bombinatoridae.
AUGGACAUUUCACAGACACUGCAGAAGACCACAGUCUGCAUCUCUGAAACCUUCUCCAGAUUGUCUUGCAUAGUAGAGCCUCCUCUCAAGAAUGAAGAUUGUGUGGAAGAAUUAAAUGCUCAAUGUAGAGCAAACGGAGAGAUUUCAAAACAAGCAAAUAAAAAACUUUUAUUUCUGAAACCUUUUAACAGAGAAAGCAAAGAAAAUUCUGCUCUGAAGAAAUCAGAACAAUUAAAGAGAAGAGAGAAACACUUUUUGUGCACUGACUGUGAGAAAAGCUUCACGCGCAAGUCGUCCCUUAUUGUACACCAGAGGAUACACACUGGGGAGAAACGCUACGUGUGUAUAGAGUGCAGCAAGAGAUUCGGUCUCAAGUCCUCUCUGGUCAGGCACCUUAGGACUCACACUCCAAAGACCCUGAACAUUUGUCCUGACUGUGGGAAAUGCUUCACUCGAUAUUCCAGCCUUUUCCAGCACCAGAAAGUGCACAGACGGGAGAAGCCUUAUAAACGUUCCUGGGGUGAGAAAAGCUUCUCUCAGGUAGCUCUGACUCACAGGAGAAGACACCAAGGAGAGAAGUUAUGUGAGCAGACGUGUAAGGAUAAUCUCCAUGAAACAACCGGAGACAUCCACAGUCAAGGUCAAAGCACCGAGGGCCACCAUGUUAGUCAGGAAUAUAAUGAGAGGUUUUGUGAGCUCAGUGGAGAACACACAGGUGAGAAGUAUCCAGCCUGUAAACAUGACUCCUGUGGUGCCAACCCUGUCCUGCUUGGAGGAGCAGAAUAUGCGGUUAAUAUCAGUGAUAUUUAUGUGAGUAAAGACAAGAGAAGAGAUGGCACUGAAAGUUUCCUAGAUAAGGUGAACCAGGAUGGAAUCAGAAUAGCUGAAGUGGCUUUAGAUAUGGGGGAUAGUUUCAUUGAUAUGGAGAAGUUGGCUCACAGAGAUGAUAAACACUUUUUGUGCACUGACUGUGAGAAAAGCUUCACGCGCAAGUCGUCCCUUAUUGUACACCAGAGGAUACACACUGGGGAGAAACGCUACGUGUGUAUAGAGUGCAGCAAGAGAUUCGGCCUCAAGUCCUCUCUGGUCAGGCACCUUAGGACUCACACUCCAAAGACCCUGAACAUUUGUCCUGACUGUGGGAAAUGCUUCACUCGAUAUUCCAGCCUUUUUCAGCACCAGAAAGUGCACAGACGGGAGAAGCCUUAUAAACGUUCCUGGGGUGAGAAAAGCUUCUCUCAGGUAGCUCUGACUCACCGGAGAAUCCAUAAACAUGACAAGAGUGAGCAGACAAUGUGCCAGGAACAUCUCCAUGAUCAAACCCAAAACAACGUAGCCCACAACACAGAGGACCCCCAUGCUUUUCAGGAAUGUGAGCUCAGGACACACACAGAUACUGCUGAAUCCUUGAACAACAAUGAGGUUAUUCUUCACAGUCGCAGCAAGAAGCACGUCUACCCUGCUGUUUCCCCCCAGAAAGUGUGUCCAAAUGAAAUGGAAGAGGGGAAAUCGAAAAGAGAGGAAGAGUUAUACAUAAAAAACAGAAAAGAUGAUAUAUGCUUUUUGUGUCUGGACUGUGGGAAAAGCUUCACACGCAAGUCAUCCCUUAUCGUACACCAGAGGAUACACACAGGCGAGAAGCGCUACGUGUGUACGGACUGUAGCAAGAGGUUUGGGCUCAAGUCCUCUCUCGUCAGGCACCUGAGGACCCACAGAGAACAAACACUUAAUAUCUGCUCACAAUGCAGCAUCUAUUUUAGCCGUUACUCUGACUUGAUGCUGCACUUGGAGGUCCAUGAUGGUACCCAGGAUACACAAGGUGAGUUGUCUGCGCUGAGAGACCAGAAGUGGCCCCCUUCAGGCAACGAGCCAGCUUCUGAUCAUAAUGCCAGUGGCUCGCUCCGUUCUCUCUGUAAUGAAGACAGAAUGAAAGCCGUGCAGGAAUCAGAGCAACGCUCUUUACAGAUAAAAGAAGAAUCUUCAGGAGACGUACAUGAGAAUAUAAGAGAUGAGUUCCCGGUGUAUCCUUAUUCACUGGACUGGGGAGAGGAAUUAGAUAUUUCUAAAGCUCUUGGAGAGGAUGAGAACACUGAACUGAUGACAAAGACUGAGGGAGAAGAUCAUUUGGUAACAGAGGCUGUGAUAGGCAGUAACCGGUGGGAUGGAGCAAGCCAAUCAGAGAUUAGAGUUAUUGUCACAGAGAAAAAACACUUUUUGUGCCUGGAUUGUGGGAAAAGCUUCACGCGCAAGUCAUCCCUUAUCGUUCACCAAAGGAUACACACUGGUGAGAAACGCUACGUGUGUACAGACUGCGGCAAGAGGUUUGGCCUCAAGUCCUCGUGGGUGAGGCAUCAGAAGACGCACAAUACACAGAAACUUCUAUAACCGCUUUAUAUAGCCUCCAACCAUUCAUAGUUUCAUAUGUCUGUCCUAAUACAGAGAUACCAGUGCAUGUCCCAAUACAGAGAGACCAGUGCAUGUUCCUAUACAGAGAGACCAGUGCAUGUUCAUAUACAGAGAGAAGUGUUCUUGUUCCUAUACAGAGAGAUCAGUAAAUGUUCCUAUACAGAGAGACCAGACCCUGUUCCUAUAUAGAGAGAAGUGUUCCUAUACAUAAAGACCAGUGCAUGUUCCUAUACAGAGAGAAGUGUUCUUGUUCCUACACAAAGAGAUCAGUAAAUGUUCCUUCCUAUACAGAGAGACCAGGACCUGUUCCUAUACAGAGAGAAGUGUUCCUUUUCCUAUACAGAGAGACCAGGACCUGUUCCUAUACAGAGAGAUAUGUGAAUGUUUGCGUGGCCACUGCUGACUGUCCUUGUGCGCAACCCCUGCUGACUGUCCUUGUGCGUAACCCCUGCUGACUGUCCUUGUGCGUAACCCCUGCUGAAUGUCCUUGUGCGUAACCCCUGCUGAAUGUCCUUGUGCGCAACCCCUGCUGACUGUCCUUGUGCGUAACCCCUGUGUUACAGAAGCAUUAGUUAUUUUGUUGUGAAGAGCUUAUUUCCCAGCAGCAAUGCCUGAACCAGCAAGCCAGCGCCUAAGAAGGGCUCCAAGAAAACAGUAACCAGUAUCAUUUCA